This is a messenger RNA of Pelodiscus sinensis (Chinese soft-shelled turtle), 1616 nucleotides long. The record is from RefSeq and is a predicted model, not a curated record. Lineage: Eukaryota; Metazoa; Chordata; Testudines; Trionychidae.
UCCCAUCCUGAGGCCAAUGAGGUUUAGAGCCCUCUGUGCUACAGAACAAAAUAUCUCUGUAAUUUUUUUCCCUUCGCAUUUUUCAGCUUUCCCCGACGUGAAAGGGGUGACCAUCUGUCGGAAACCCGCAUCAGCCCCGAUCAUUCGAAAGCAGCUGGGUUCUGGAGGUGACGAGUUUAGGGCUGGCUGGUCCUUGUGUGGCACCCCCCCCGUGACUGCCCACGCCUCUGCCGGAUCACUCGGGAUGGACUCCAAGGUCUCCGAGGGCGGCCUGAAUGUCACACUCACCAUCCGGCUGCUCAUGCACGGCAAGGAGGUGGGCAGCAUCAUUGGGAAGAAAGGAGAGACGGUGAAAAAGAUGCGGGAGGAGAGUGGAGCAAGAAUCAACAUCUCCGAGGGCAACUGCCCGGAGAGAAUCGUGACCAUCACCGGCCCCACCGACGCCAUCUUCAAGGCGUUCGCCAUGAUCGCCUACAAAUUCGAGGAGGACAUCAUCAACUCCAUGAGCAACAGCACAGCGACCAGCGCUUAGACACGCCGCCCCUGCUCCUCUCCUGUGCGGUGGGCAGCACAGUGCGCUCCCACCGACCAGCAAGCCGGCUCCAAGAUCAAGGAAAUCCGGGAGGCCCCAGGGGCCCAGGUGCAAGUGGCGGGGGACAUGCUGCCCAACUCCACCGAGCGGGCAGUGACGAUUUCGGGGACCCCCGACGCAAUCAUCCAGUGUGUCAAACAGAUCUGUGUGGUGAUGCUGGAGUCCCCACCGAAAGGUGCCACCAUUCCCUACCGCCCAAAGCCCGCCUCCACCCCUGUCAUUUUUGCAGGUGGUCAGGCCUACACAAUCCAGGGGCAAUACGCCAUCCCACACCCGGAUCAGUUGACCAAGCUCCACCAGUUGGCUAUGCAGCAAACCCCCUUUACUCCCCUCGGACAGACCACCCCCGCUUUCCCUGGAGAAAAGCUGCCCUUACAUUCCUCCGAAGAAGCUCAAAAUCUGAUGGGCCAGUCAUCAGGUUUGGAUGCCAGUCCCCCGGCCAGUACUCAUGAACUCACCAUUCCCAAUGAUCUAAUAGGCUGCAUAAUCGGACGCCAAGGGACCAAAAUCAAUGAAAUCCGACAGAUGUCUGGAGCGCAGAUCAAAAUCGCCAACGCCACGGAAGGGUCCUCGGAGCGUCAGAUCACCAUCACAGGGACCCCCGCUAACAUCAGCCUGGCCCAGUACCUCAUCAACGCCAGGCUGACGUCCGAGGUCACUGGAAUGGGCGCCCUCUAAUCUCUACCCACCAGCCUCCACCCUGCAUCGCCCGGCCCUCUCGAGCCAAUGGCACGCCACCUGGCUCAUGCAACCUGUGUGUUUCCUGCCCUCCCUUUGCUUCCACACAGGCGGCUUUCUUUACACACACGCACGCGCACACACACCCUGUUUCUUUAUGAGCGCGCACACACAUAGAGUUUCUUUAUGUGCAUGCACACACACUCACACACACACACACAGUUUCUUUAUGCGCGCACACACACUCACACACACACACAGUUUCUUUAUGCACACGCACACACACACUGUUUAUGUGCAAACGCGCACACAUGCGCACACACACUGUUUCUUUAUGUGCACGUGC